Messenger RNA from Cuscuta europaea, 2041 nucleotides. The record is from the annotation of a GenBank genome assembly. Lineage: Eukaryota; Viridiplantae; Streptophyta; Magnoliopsida; Solanales; Convolvulaceae.
UGUCACUCCGCCUCAGAUUCCUCCUAUCUGGGAAGUCAAAGUUCCAAACCUUGAUAGGCUCUUCACAGGCUCUGGGUUGGUUCAAACUUCAGUUUUUAUAGUUGGGAAUCUCAUAAAGGAUCAGUCUUGAGGGGUAGAGAUGAUGGGCAUACAAGAUCAUGGGAAUGUGGAGAUGGAAAUUUCUGAUUAUAAAUUAGGGAGAAACAAUAAAUACAAGAGGAUGCAUAAUUAUGAUGGUGUAGAUGAUGAUGAUCCAUCCCACCAUCAACAUCUUCAGCUUGAGAAGAGGAGGAAGAGCACUAAAAAAUAUGUCUUUGCCUGUGCUAUCUUCGCUUCUCUCAACAAUGUCCUCCUUGGCUAUGAUGUUGGGGUUAUGAGUGGAGCAAUCAUAUUUAUUCAAGAAGAUUUAAAGAUAACAGAAGUGCAAGAAGAAAUUCUAGUAGGCAUUUUGAGCAUAGUCUCACUUUUAGGUAGCUUAAUUGGAGGAAGAACCUCAGACGCGAUUGGCAGAAAAUGGACAAUGGGUUUAGCCUCAAUUAUCUUCCAAACCGGGGCAGCAAUCAUGGUCGUCGCUCCUUCCUACGAAGUACUGAUGAUGGGCAGAUUUCUGGCUGGGGUCGGAAUCGGCUUCGGUGUCAUGAUUGCACCCGUCUACAUAGCCGAGAUCUCACCAACUGUUGAUCGAGGAUCCCUGACGUCAUUCCCGGAGAUUUUUAUAAAUCUGGGAAUCCUUCUUGGAUACGUCUCAAAUUACGCAUUUUCCGGAUUACCGCCGCAUAUAAACUGGCGAGUAAUGCUUGCUGUGGGAAUACUCCCUUCCGUCUUCAUAGCAUUCGCUUUGUGUGUGAUUCCAGAGUCGCCGAGAUGGCUGGUUGUACAGAAGCGGAUGGAAGAAGCAAAGGCAGUGCUGAUGAAAACAAAUGACAGUGAUGCGGAAGUGGAAGAGCGACUGGCAGAGAUUCAGUUAGCUGCUGGGGUGGGGACCACAAAUGCUGAUAAAUAUGAGGAGAAAUCGGUGUGGCGGGAGCUUUUGAGUCCUCCUCCUCCUCUUGCCAGGAUGCUAAUCACUGGUUUUGGGAUCCAGUGCUUCCAGCAGAUAACAGGUAUUGAUGCAACGGUUUACUACAGUCCAGAGAUCUUGAAAGCAGCAGGUAUUACUGGCGAGUCAAAACUCCUUGCGGCAACCGUUGCAGUGGGGAUUGCAAAGACGGCAUUCAUAUUAAUUGCUAUAGUCCUCAUUGACAGAGUGGGAAGAAAGCCACUGCUUUAUGUAAGUACAAUAGGGAUGACAAUUUGCUUGUUUGGAUUGGGGUCUGCCCUUACGUUUCUGAGCAGUGAAGGCUCGCUUGGUAUUCCAGCCUCAAUAUUGUUUGUUUGCGGGAAUGUAGCGUUUUUCUCAAUUGGUUUGGGCCCAGUUUGUUGGGUAUUGACAUCAGAAAUAUUUCCACUGAAGUAUCGGGCCCAAGCAUCGGCAUUGGGAGCAGUAGGUAAUCGGGUGUGCAGUGGGGUGGUCGCCAUGUCAUUUCUUUCUGUGUCGCGGGCAAUCACGGUCGGCGGGACCUUCUUUGUUUUCUCAGCAGUCUCUGCAGCCGCGGUUGCUUUCACCUAUAUACUUGUUCCAGAAACAAAAGGCAAAUCUCUAGAGGAGAUUCAGUUGAUGUUUCAAAACGAACAGGAAGGUGAAACACAACUUGGGGAUGUUGAGCAUCUUGUGCAGAAAGAGUGAGUUUUGGGAUUCUCUUUCAAUUACUUCUUUUGAAAACUUACAGCUAUCUUCUUCUUUUUACAUCUGAUACGUAUAGCAGAGAAUUUUACAGGUGUAAUACUAGCAUAGAAAAGGUUGAUGCUGAGAAUAUCUUUGAAUAUAUUCUUUUACACGUACAAUCAUUGUCUUCUAUUGAUUAGUAAAUGUAUAAUGGUAACAUUUAUUUAAUCCAUUCAUCAUUGCUUUAGCAACUCAGUCAACCGUUAACUUUAUUUAUUCUUCAUGGAAGACUUAUGUGUACUGUAUAACUUUAUUUAUUCUUCACGGAAGACUUAU